AUGAAGAAAUUACAUGGCGAAGAAGAAUCAGGACGUUUUACUAUGAAUGGUGCAUUGGACACCAACAUCUACACAUUUACUUUAGAUGCUCAUGAAAAAGCUUUAAUGGAGGAAAUGAAACUUGAACUUGAAGACACCAUCGAACAAACUCUUUCGCGAUUAUCGAAACUCUAUCGUACCUAUUUAUUAGAUUUUUUAUAUCAACACAGUUAUGAUCAUGAAUCUCGAGAGUUCACUAAUCCUUUCAAUGGUGGUAUUCUCAAGGCUUUUGUCAAUGAUGCACAACAGAUGUUAGCUUCAUUGAAAGCUUUUCAAGCGGCUUUUAAUGGUAAUGAAAGUGAUGUGAAAGAUUUUUUGAAAAGAUUUCCAACGAUGAAGGAUAGACCUGGCCUUCAUAACACCACUCUCCUAUAUUCAGCGGCUCGAAACAAUCAUAUCAAUCUGGUUCGAUAUCUUGUUUUGAGAGCUCGAUGUUCAGUUAAUGCUCAGAAUCAACAACAUAUUAAACGAGCUUUGUCAAAGUCAGCCAGAGAUGAUCCUGAUUUCGUUGCAACUCCAUCGGCUGGUUCAACUGCUCUACAUGGCGCUUGUUUUGGUGGUCGUCUUGAGAUGGUGAAAUUCUUAUUUGAACACGGUGCUGAUUGUUUCCUCAGGAAUCAUGCUGAUGAAACACCAAUCGAUAAUGGCCGAACAAAACCAGAUAUUAUCAAAUAUUUUACAGAAAAUCUAAUUCUAGGUUAUUCAAUCAAAACUGAGGAAUUACCUCAUAUACCAAUUCGUGAAGAAGAUGAAGAUUAUAUGGUCGAUUGUAUUUGGGAAUAUAAACCAUUUAAAGAACAGAAUUGGUUUCCUUUUUCUGCACCGGAAUCGGAAACUCUUCAAGGAUCACUGAUAGUCAAACCAGAACAAGAAUUUAAACGCGAGAUUCAUUUAAGAGUACGUGCUGGAACUUAUGCGGUUUCAUUAAUUCAAUUCCUACGUUCAGGAAAAGAUGCCAGUUUCACUCAAAAAAUCGCUUGGAUCCGUUGUCGAGGUUCAUCAAUCUUAAAUUUCAAUUGUUAUUGUCUAUGGCAAAUUAUGUUUACCAAAUAUCCUCAAGCCGAUACAGAACCAUCGUUGACAAUGUUAACUAUACCAACGGCUUAUAACAGUAACUUUAAAGUUCAUCUUGAUUCAUGGUAUUUCUGCGAUGCCAAGACGAGUGCUCAGUUAGAUCACACUAUGAAAUAUCGACGAAAAUACAUUCGUUUAGUACUUUCUCAUGUCUGUCAGGAUGAAAUGACUUUUGAUUUGCAAACAUUUUCGUUUAAAAAUGACAAUGGAAGUGUUACCGGUUGUCUUCGAUGGAUCCCGAAAAUGAUUUCGAAUAAUUCACGCAACAAAAAUAAAAUUAUUGGUAUUGAUGAUUUUCAAACAUUGGCCAAUUUAGAUCCAAUACCUUUAACUACGGCACGAUUGAUGAAAGUUUUACAAAAAGAUGAUAGCAUGUCCAUUGCUAAUGAUGAUGAUCCUCUCGGAGAUGAAGAAGAAUACGAUUCUGACAUGGAAACAGAUGAUAUUGAAGACAGCGGAGAUAAAUAUAAAGCUAUGAACGAGGUAAAGAACUUGACUGUAACAUACUCACACACUUAUUUUUCAUUUCAGGCACCCACCACUCCUAUCAAUCAAUCUUGGUCCAUACAAGAUCUUGCUGAUGGAACGCGAGAUCCUCAACUGAAUCCGAUGUCGUCAAACCAGUCCGAUGCUUCAGAUGACUUGGAUGACAAACGAAUGGAUGAUUUUAUCAAUGAAGCAGCAGCACAAGUUCGUUCACCACAACAAAAUCGUUUAGAUGAAAAAGUUACUAGCGAUACCUUAGAUGAUAAAAAUUCAGCUGCAGCUAAAGCCCAACUAUUAGAAUUAGAAAAGAAAAACGAUAAAUUGCAACAGGAUUUACAAAAAGAGCAACAACAAAUAGAACAAUUAUUAGAUUCAGGUAGUAAACAUGAACAAGAAGUGAUGAGUUUAUUAGAUCAAAUCGCUGAGAUGGAACAACAACAGAAAGAAAAUAAACGGCAACAAGACAAAUUAAAAGAAAUGAAUAAAAGCAUCAAAACAGUAGAUUAUAACAAUAUUCAACAUGGCGUAAUCCAUCGAUUUUUAACACCGAAAGAUUCGAUCAUUAUUAGUUAUUUACAAGGUUUAAUAAAGAAUCCCGAUCCAUCAUUUAACGAUCGAGUACCGAAAAUCAUUUUUGCUGAACAAAAUAAUCAAUAUAUCGUUACCGUCGUUGGUUUUUCUGCGCAUCAUCAAGGGUUCAAAGAUGUUUUGCAACGUAUUUGGUCAUUGAUGAAUAUCGUUGAAUCAGCCAAAGGUUUUUAUCAACGAAAUGUCAAUCGACAAAUCAAGAAAUUGAUGAAAGAAGGUGUAUUGCGUGUAACAUCAAAAACGCACGGUUGGAAAGAAUACGUCAAAGCCUUUAGUCAAUUAUUAAAAACGUCUAGUGUCGAAUAUGAAAAAAAAUUUCAAGAUUAUCUCGAUGAACAAACGAAUGCCUUGAUUGAUAAAUGUAUCGUGGGCAAAUUACUCACACCUUGGGUAGAAAUUCAAAAAGCAACUGAUCAAUUUUUACAAAAACAUUCACUAAUGAACGAAAUCGAAUCGAUUAAACAUGCGGCAUUAGAAGAAUUUAUCAAAGAGAAUAUCUUUAUUCAACGUACAAAAUUGGAGAAAAAACCGUCAGACGAAUCUGUUGCAGUUCUUCAACAUUUCGUCAAUAAAGUAAAGAACGAGUUUAAAACACAACCGAUGUAUCGAGGCGCUGAACUGAAACAUUUCGCUUUGAUUCCUAAACUUCUUCAACGUCUUGUUCUUUAUUAUGGUUGUUUCAAAGUUGAAUUACCAUUGUAUGAAUCAUCAAGAGAUUUAUUAGAUAAAAUUGAGAAGAAUGCUGUAACAACUAUUUCGACAUCCACUGGAUCAGGAAAGUCCACAUUAUUACCGGUUUUAUUAGUUGCUGAAGGCUAUGAUAAAGUCCUUGUCACUCAACCACGACGUUUGCCAUGUCAAUUGAUUUGUAAACGUGUCAAUGAAACGAUGAGUGACGAAUCCGGAUCAAUGAAAGAUCCAUUAGCUGGUUGGGCAAUCAGUGGUACUGAAAGAAAUCCAAACGCAAAUAUUCUUUACUUAACUGAUGGUUUACUCAAAGAACGAUUACUUUAUGAUUUAAAUUUAAUUACGACAAAUACGAAAUUCAAUAAAUCAGUGGUAUUUUUUAUCGACGAAGUACAUGAACGCUCAGUUAAUAUCGAUCUUUGUCUCUCUUUACUUGCUCGAUUAUUAUCUACUCAACCUGAAUUGAAAACGAAAAUGAAAGUGAUCAUUUCAUCUGCAACACUCGAUGCUGCAGUACCUACAUUAUUUCGUAAUAUUCCUCAAAUUAAUCUCGCAGAAUUCAAAAUGCCAAACAUGGGAACUUUACAUAAAGUUACAGAAAUCGAGCGACGUAAUGAAAAUGCUUUAGAUAUUGUUCAAGAAUUGUGUAAAAAACGUAAACGACAUGAUCAAAUUCUUUGUUUUGUUAGUUCAGUUGGUGAAGUAAAUCAAUCGUGUAAAUUAAUUAAUCAAAUUAGUCGAGAAACAAUUGUUGCCUACCCAUUAAUUCAAUCACAACAUCCCAAUGUUCAACAAUACAACAUCGAACAUGGUACUGUGUUCUUUUCAACUACUGUUGCGGAAACAUCAUUAACAUUUCCUUGUCUUAAAUAUGUUGUCGAUACUGGAAUGAUUAAUGUUCCUGUUUAUGAUUUUGACUUGAAACGAACUGUUCUUCGGGAAGUUCGUGCUGCUCAAUCUACGAUUAAACAACGAUUAGGUCGUCUAGGUCGAACUCAACCGGGUGAAUAUUAUUCAUUGUACGAUUUCAAAGUCGAUGCUGUUCCUUAUCCUAUUCCUCAGAUCUGUCAAUCGGAUCUGAUGAACAUCGAAUUUUCAUUAAGAAAAUCUCCAUUAAAAAAAGGAUUUAACUAUAUGAAAUCAUUUCUACCGAAUAAACCAACACAAAAAGCGAUUGAUACAGUCACUGAACAAUUGAAAGAUUUAGAUAUUUUGGAGAAAGGUUCUAAUGAUAAACUCACAAAACACGGUGAAGAUUUGGCGAAACUACCUGAUUUCGGUUCAUUGGCCAUGUCCAAAGCAGUCUUAGCAGCGCUUUGCAUGUAUAAUUGUGGACGUGAUUUGAUCUGUUUAUCAGCAAUUUUGGGUGUUCUUAAUACAACAGCUCUGUUAAAAAGUCUACCUCAACAUCUGAAAAGUCCCGAUGGAGACUUUAUGACUUUAUUAAAAGUAAUGGACGAAAUUCUGUUAGUAAGACAGAGUAUUCCAGCAAAACAAUUCAAUCUCGAUCAAGUAUGUCAAUCAAAAGGUUUAAAAGAGAUUCAACAUAUUAUUCGUCAAGCAUUGAGACGUUAUCAAACAUUAGAAGUAACUUUUAAGCAAUCACCUGAUUUCUGUGCACGAGCUCAAAUACAAUCAGGAGAUUGGGAAGUGGUUGCCAGAUCGUUAUUAGCAGGUUAUUCGGACAAUGUCUUUGUUUCGAUGAAAGAAUUACAAGAUCGAUCUCAUUUAUUUGUUCGUUACAAUAAUCGAGGUGAUAUAGCUAAACUUGAUUUACAAUCCACACUAACACGACCGAUUAGCACAGCUCCAGUCUCGCUUGUCUUAGCUCGAGAUAUUCGUCAUUCGACAGCUGUCCGAGCCACAGCAAUCAUUUCUUUUGUUGGCGAAAUUAAAGCUGAAUGGCUUGAAUAUAUACUCGAACGUGAACUUGACUUGUCAAACGAGGAAGAAACUUAUCUUAACACAGCAAAUCGAUAUUCUACUGCUCAUGCGAAAUUCUCCAAUCGAAUCAAUAUGUCAUUAGGUAGUCAAAAGAUGAAAUUCAAAGGUUCAUCCGGUAUUGUUCUCGAUGCUGAAUUACAUCUUCGACAACAAAUGAUCUCCGAGUUGAAAUUUAAUUUGUCAAAUACACCGAAUCCAGGUGAUGAUUCAAAUUUUACUCGAAAUUUAGUACUUAUUUUGAAAAUGAUCAAUAUUUUUAAUCCGAUGAAAUGGCGAUGGAUUGCAGAAAGACAAGUAGAAAUUACGAUAAAUAGCAAUACGGCAACAAAAACUUGUGAAAUUAUCGUCAAAGGCAGAGAUUCCGAUAAUAAAAAAGUGAAGAGAGAAUUUGAUGUAUUUAUUGGCUGGUUGCGAACUUGUGCCGUUAUACGACAUCCGAAUGAUUAUGUCAGUCCACGUGUACUUCGUCCUGCGAUGCGUAAAGAUUGUCGAGAUAUUGAAGAAAGAAUUAGUCGUGUCACCGAUACAAAACGAACACCAGUAGAUUUAUACAAGGGUGUCCGAGGUAGUCAAGCGACACGUGAAACACGUAUGGAAGUGGUGGCAUGGAUUGCAAUUUGCAAAUUUGAUUGCAAAUUAGAAGGUGGUUUCGUUCGAGAUUGGAUUGUUGGUCAUUACACAGCACGAAUACCCGGUGUCACCGAUCCUAAAACAUGGAUUGAUACCAGUGGUCCUAUGCCAGCUUUAAAAAAAGAAAUAGUUCCAUGUGAUUUGGAUUGUCAUUUAUCUUCGCAUAUGUAUUUCGAUAUUGAAAAAUUUCAAGAUGAAUUGUAUAAGUAUGGUAUCACAUGUAAGGUGGUACGUGAUUAUUGGCGAUAUGUUCUAUUAUUUGACGAGAAUGAACCUACAGGUCCGUUUACCAUGGAUUUAAUUGAACCACAUGUCGCAUUGACACAUGAUCGAAUUGAUUUGGAUGUGAAUAAUUUAUCAUUGGAAAAAGAUUAUACACAUGAACUUGGAAUGCGUAUUAACAUUCAGCGAAAGCCUUAUGAAAUUGAAUUGGAAAAAAUUGUCAGUAACAUUAAAAAUAAACGCUUUAAAGUUCUUCGUCCUUUGGAUCAAUAUGUUAAACAGCGUAUCGAAAAAAUGGAACAACGUGGAUGGACACAAGAUUUACCCGCGAUAUCAGUCAUACCUGAUCCACAUUCCAAAUAUUAUGCCAUUUUAGUGCCAUUACCACCGACUGCUACUCUCUAUCUGGACGUUUCGACUAAGAUGAAAAAUACUAUUCCUGCGGCCCAAAUUAUCUCGAUUGAAGAAAUUCGAAAUCCAUAUCUAGAAGAAACCUAUGAAGGUAUGAAGAAACUUAUCGCCAAACAAUGUUCAAAUCAAAAUCCAAACGAACAAGAAUUAUUUCAUGGUACAAAAAUUAAUGGAAUUAAAGGUAUUACAGAAGACGGAUUUGAUGAUCGAUAUUUUAAUAAAGGUGGUUUGUACGGUCACGGUGCUUAUUUUGCUGAUGAUCCAAACAAAUCGCACGGUUAUACUGAAAUAAAUACAGCAGAUAACACACGUGUAAUGUUUUUCAACAAGGUAGUCUUAGGAAAACCAACAACUUUAACUGCUACAGACAAUACGCUGGUCUCAGCUCCGCAUCCAUUUCAUUCGGUAAUUGGAAAACAUGCAGCAAUGACUGAAUACAUCGUUUAUCGUUAUGGUCAAGCUCUACCCUAUUUAAAAAUCGUUUACAAAGCCUAA
Molecule: messenger RNA, 6576 nt
Organism: Adineta steineri
Lineage: Eukaryota; Metazoa; Rotifera; Eurotatoria; Adinetida; Adinetidae
Source: the annotation of a GenBank genome assembly